This is a messenger RNA of Westerdykella ornata, 1092 nucleotides long. Its product is annotated as structural constituent of cytoskeleton. The record is from RefSeq and is a predicted model, not a curated record. Bases 1 to 1092 code for a protein of 363 amino acids. Gene Ontology annotation, cellular component: actin cytoskeleton; Arp2/3 protein complex. NCBI's taxonomy places the organism in Eukaryota, Fungi, Ascomycota, Dothideomycetes, Pleosporales, Sporormiaceae. Gene Ontology annotation, biological process: Arp2/3 complex-mediated actin nucleation. The transcript has 2 exons. Gene Ontology annotation, molecular function: actin filament binding.
AUGGCCCCUCCCGAGGUUCACCACCUUUUCCAUCACCCCAUUGCGGACCAUUCCUUCUCCGCCGAUCGCCAGACGCUGGCUGUGGCCCGCGAGAACACAGUCGAUCUGUUUAAGAGAAAUGGAAACAAGUUCCAACUCACAGAUGAGUUGACGGGCCAUGAUAAGACGGUUACUGGUGUGGAUAUUGCGCCCAGGAGCGGCAAGAUCGUUACCUGUUCCCAAGAUCGCAAUGCGUACGUUUGGGAGCCCUCUGCUGACGGCUGGAAACCCACUCUCGUACUUCUCCGCAUCAAUCGCGCUGCUACCUGUGUCCGCUGGGCUCCUUCCGAGACCAAAUUCGCCGUAGGCUCUGGUGCGCGACUUAUUCCGGUCUGCUACUUCGAAGAGGAGGACAACUGGUGGGUGUCGAAGCACUUGAAGAAGCCUAUUCGAAGCACCAUCACAACUGUUGCCUGGCACCCGAACUCUGUAUUGCUUGCUGCAGGUUCCACCGACGGCCAUGCUCGCGUUCUCUCUAGUUUCAUCAAGGGUGUGGAUGAAAGGCCUGAACCCUCUGCGUGGGGAGAGAGGCUACCGUUCAACACUGUGUGUGGAGAGUUCUUGAACAACACGGCAGGUUGGAUACAUAGCGUCGCAUUUUCUCCCAGCGGCAACGCCCUUGCCUUCGCUGCCCAUGACAGCAGUCUUACGGUUGUCUACCCCAGUGCACCGGAGCAACCUCCUCGUGCCGUUAUUAACAUUUCCACCCAACUUCUGCCCUUCAUGAGUCUAGUCUGGAGGAGCGAAGACGAGAUUAUUGCUGCAGGCUAUGAUUGUCAGGCCUACCGUCUUCAAGGCUCGGAACACGGCUGGCAGCUAGCUGGCUCGUUGGAAACCAAGGGACGCCCAGGAGCUCAAGGUCACAGGGAGGAGUCCGCGCUUAACAUGUUUAGACAGAUGGAUCUGAAGGGCAAGGCUACGGAUGACACAAAGCUCGAUACCAUCCAUCAGAACACAAUCACUAACAUCCGCGCCUUCGAAGAGGCGGGUGGCAAGGUCACCAAGAUCAGCUCCAGUGGAGUUGAUGGAAGAGUCGUUGUUUGGACCUUGUAG